Owenia fusiformis is the source of this 1976-nucleotide messenger RNA. Lineage: Eukaryota; Metazoa; Annelida; Polychaeta; Sabellida; Oweniidae. The record is from the annotation of a GenBank genome assembly.
CAAAGGGUCUUAGCAACGUGACAUAGCAACUACAAGCAGAAAGCAAAUAUGGCUGCCACGACACAAGGAAGACGAUUAGACGUAUUAGCGCGUCCGAAACCAAUCCCGUCUGGGAUGAUUGAAGACAGACGCUCUGUGUACUGGGUUGACAAAGUUCCCCCACAACCCAAAGGUGGAACAACAGUGUUUGUUUUAACACCAAGACAGGAUCAGCUUGCUCAGACUAAAAAUGUCAAUAGCAAUUUCAAAGGGGAUCUGCUGACCCCAAUAUGGAGAGUGAACAAAGCCGCUAUGUCAACUGAAGCUAGUCCACGUGUCCAGGCCCUGGCUGAGCACAAGACCGUCCACAGAGAACACAAGAUGGAGAGAUCUGUUUACACCAGGGUGACCCCAGGCGCAAGGGGAGGUGAGGCAUCAGAAAGGCUAGAUGCAAUGGCCAAACCUAAACGCUGUGGGACAUAUGGUCAGAUCACAGACGGAGAUCAUUUCUUUCAAUUAUGGCAGUUACCUAUUCCAGUACCAGGACCUGCUAAAUAUGCAUCUUGCACACCACGUGUUGAAGCUCUUGCUGAGGCAAAAGAUUUUAAUCCACAAUAUCAUGGAGCUAGGACUAUACAGUGGCCUGUCACUGAUCCUGCUAAAAAGGCACUAGCUACACUCAGAGUCCAACAGCUUGCCCGUCCUAAAAGCAGAGGGGGAAACGAUGAUUAUGAUCCUUAUAGGGUAUCAGGUGCAGCUAAGUUGGCACGUGCAACACCAAGAGUUCUAGAACUUUGUGAACCUAUUCCUAGAAAAAUCAGACAGAAAAAAGUGUUUGUCAAGGAGUAGUGUUUAUUACUAAGUUCAACUACAGUGCAAGUUGGAACUAAUCUGACACCAGCAACAUUAACCAAAGACUAAUAUACCCAUGGUGUGUGGUUAGAUUUGACAUGUACUGUACCUAUAUACACAUAUUAUAUAGAGCACAUCACUAUGCAACUUCAUCACAAUGCCUGCAAAGUAUUAACAAAAAAAGUCAAAUCUUUGUGUAACAAAAUCAAUGGGGAGUGGGGAAGGGUGUUAUAAUCUACAAGGUGAAAAAUGUUUGUGUUAUCAAUUUGUAUGUUCAAUUUAACAUGUUUAAAGUCCUUAGCCUUAUGCAUUCUUAGCCUUAUGCCGAAGAAAGUAUUAUCAAAAUGUACAAUCAUGCAUGUAAAACAGUAAAUUGCCAGUAUUUAUUUAAAAUCCAACUUUAAAAAGUAUUACUACCAUGUGGCAUUUUAGUUUUUUGUAUUGUUAAGUGACCAUCCAAAAGAUGGCAACAUAUUGUUAUGGUUGCAUUGAUACAGAUUAACCAUGACAGUUGACAUGAAACUCAAACAGUGAACACAUAUUGACACAUUCAUAUUUUGAAGAUAUAAAUGUAAUGUAUGUUUCAAAGAUGAUGGAAUUUUGUUACGCUGUAACCUGGUAACCUUUAGUUUUGUGUAAAAUUUUGAGGAUACAAAUUGUGCCAAGAAUCUACAAAAAAUACAAUCGAUAUUACAAUCAAAAAUUGCUAUAAAUUGAAUAAUCAAUGUUAACAUGAUUGUGUAUAUUUAAAUGGAUAUUAUGUACUAAUAAAAAUGCACUUUCAUAAUCCUAUACACCUCAUAAGAACAAUGCCAAAUCUGAACCAAUCAACUUUAUAUACUGUAAAGAUGUUAUCUAGUCACAUUUCUAUUUGUAAGAAUCAUGCAUUUAACUGUACAGUAUUGUGAACUUGGCACUCCAUCAUAUAAUAUUAUGCAAAUAAAUUCAUUAUAUACAUUACUUCAAUAAAGAUUUGAUUUUGUGCAAUCUUUAGUUAGUAACACCUGGAGGAAUGAGCCUUUUGUGCUGUCGAUUUCAGACAGUCAUCAAAAUAUGUCCAAGGCUUCCAACUCUGUCCCAUUACUUUUUAUUUAAGAAAUAUAGACCGAAGAGCAGGGGUAAUAUUGUCGAAUACACCCUGCAGG